AAAAAACAUUUAAACAUAUUAUUUUAAUAUUGUCAACUGUUAAGACUGAUUGUAGAGUAGCAGAGCCUAACACUCUAGAAAAUAAUUAAAUUUAAUUCAGUAUUUUCGUUUUACAAUAAGUGCCUACCACGAAUUUAGAUCUUAGUCUUAUCUUAAAUCUUAAUAGGUACCUAUUACGUUGUUAUAGGGUUGAAGUAUAUUACGAUUACCGAAUCACAUCCAGUAAAGAACAAAGAAUAUGUCAAAUGUAACAGAAAAUAUUUGUGCCGCAGUGACCGAGGAAUUACUUGAAGAAGUUUUGAAAACCGAUUAUGGUUUUAUCAACGGGAAAAUUCGAAAAUUGGAUGGUUACGAUGAUAAAAACUAUCACAUAACAGUAUGUACAAAUUAUUAACGAAAAUAAAACAAUUGCAUAUCUAUAUAGUUAUGAUAACAAAAAAGAAGGAAACCAAUAACCAACAACCUAACCAUUGUCUUGCCGCGAAAGGAACCAUAAUAAUAUUAUUUAGUGAAGGAAGGGGUUAUUGGCACUUUGCAGAUACAUUUAUAUUAAUAUUACAUUUUUACAUUUUAAGGAAAACUAAAAUAAUAAUCUCAUUAACUAAAUAACUUGUAUUAUAAUACUAUAGAGUAAUUUACAUUACGAGUAUAAUUAAUAUUGUAAUUAUAUAUAGAAAAAAAAAUUCCUUUUCAGUUCUUAUUUAUUAAACAAUUUGUUCAAAAAUAUUAUAAGCAAUCUGCAAGUAUCAGAAUUAAUGGUCAAUAUUUUAAAAUAUUACUCAAAUUGUAAAAAAAAAAAACUAAAAUGGGGUUUGUAGACAUACAAAAUAUGAUUGAGUCUUAUAGCAACCUAACUUAUGAGGUUUUUGUUCCCUACACAAAGUUCAUUAACUCAAUAUUCAAAUAAUAUAUAUUAUUUUACACAAUAAAUAAAAUAUAAUUAUGAAAUAUGUGUGGUAUGCAAAGGUCUUUUGUAAAAUUAUUAAAAACUUUACUUAUAAACUGUAUUAUAUAAUAAAUAUUAAUGAUCAUUAUUUAAAGAACAUGGCUCGUAAUAAUUAUUAAAAUAUUUAAAUAAUUAACCCAAUACUUUUUUUUUUAAUAAAAUUGUUUAAAUUAUGAAUUACUAUUUAACAAUUCGUUCAAAAAUAUAAUUUUCUAUUUUUUUGAAUUAAUAAUAUAAUAAGUUUUUUCAAAAUAUUGCAAACAGAUUAAAUAAAAAUAAUUAGUAAGGGCUUAUGAUAAAAAAAAGUACCAAUUUUAAAACUAUUUAUAGGAUGUUCAAAAAUGCAUUGAAGGAAUUGAAUUUCCAGUAAAUGGAAUUGUGAUUAAAUUCAUAAAUACAUUAGAUGCACAGAAUUUAUUACUAUUAGAAGCCCAAACAAAGCUUACUCAAUAUCUAGGUAAAUAUAUUGUUUUUACUAUUUAUCUAAUCCAUUAAUUUAUGUAGGCAAAUAAACAAAUAUUUAUUCAAUAGAAAUGUGUAUUCAUAGAUAUUAGUACUGUAGUAUUUUUAAUAAAGCCAAAUUUUUAUGUUUUUGAAAAUAGAAAAUUCUGGUAUAUACUGUCCUACACCAGUAUUCAAUAAAUUUGGACAAAGUUAUCGGUCUCUUGUUAUAGGUAAGUUACAAUAAUGGCUGCAGCUUUAUUAGAAUUAUUUUAAUUUUAUGAUUUAUUGUAUACUAAACUAAAUUUCAAAAUUUCAUGAGAUAAUAAAACACAUGCAGUUCGUGUUUAUAAAUAUAUUCAAGGAGAUACAAUGAAAACCAUAAGAGUAACCUCUGAAGUAUCAAGUGAUUUUGGUUCUUAUGUUGGUCAAUUAACUUUAAUUUUAAAAGUAGUUAUUAACUUAUUUACUAAACAUCAACUAAAUAUUAUUUUAAAAUUACAACUAUAAAUAUUUGAAAAUGUAUAAUUAUUAGAAAUUUAACCAUGAAGGAUUCCAUAGAGAUUGUCAUAUGUGGUCCUUAGAAAAUUCUCCAGAAGUUUUACAAUUUGUGGAAGUGUUUGAACAAGAAACACAAAGACAAAUUAUUAUGACAGUUUUAAACAAAUUCCAAUCUGAUAUUUUGUUGAAUGCAGUUCAUCUUGAAAAAAGUAAUAUAGUAUAAUAUUUGAAUUAUAGAAUCAAUAUUACUUAUUUUGAAAAUAAUUGUAUGUUUAGGUGUUAUUCAUGGAGACCUAAGUUUGAAUAAUAUAAUCGUAAACAAUAACAAAAUUCUUGGCAUUAUAGAUAUGGGAGAUGUUGUUUACUCAUACACAAUAUUUGAGUUUGCUGUUGCAUUAUGUUAUUUAAUUUUACACGAAUUUGAAGAUAAUAAUGGAAAAUUGUCUAAUGUACAAUUUAAAAGCUUUGUUGAUGCUUAUGAAAAACAGUACAGAAGUUUAAAUGAUUUGGAACUUUCAAUAAUACAUGUAAAUAAUGAUUUAUUUAUUUUAAAAUUAGUUAAGUAUAGUUUUUAAAUUAUAACUGCAGUAAAAUUAGAUAAUAAUUGUGUUUUUAAUUUAAAAGUUCAAAUUUCAAUGUAUUAAUAAAGAAUUUGCUGUGUUCGGAUUUAAUUAAAUUAACAGAAGUAAUUUAUUUUUAACAACUUAAAAUCAAAAUGUAUUUAUUAAUAAAAGGUAAUAUACAUUUAUAAUGAGUAGUAUGAUGGAUACUUACUGAAUAUCAUUGGUGUAGAACCAAAAAAAUAGUAUUUAGUUUAUACGUUAAUCUAGUUCUAAGCUGAAGUAGAUACUACAGUACUUAUUUAAAUUUUAUAAUAUACAGGGUGAUUCAUUAAGCGUGCUCACCUUAUGUUAGAUUCUGAGUAGAGCGAAGAAGUCUAUGGUUUUACAAAGAUGUUUAUUUUUUAAAUUUUUUUCUGCGCAACUUUUCUACCAAAAUUCUUGUUUUGAUAGCACCUUUUUUAAAAGGAAAUCUGACCAGGGAGGUACUUAAGAGAGGUCAUUUUUUCACUAAUUUUCCUAAUAAAUGGGAAAAAAUAAGAGAAAAACAUAGGGAAAAUAGGAACAAUAUUAAACAAAUAUUAUAAAAGAAAAUAUAUAAUACAUAUAUGUAAUUAUUUUACCAUAAUAAUAUAUAUUGUUGACAAAGCAACUACACUAUCAACUGAACUCUACUCAGAAUCAUUUUUUUGUUAGGAAUGGUCUAUCGUUACUUCAAGUUAAAAUAUAUUAAAUUUACCUUCUACUACCUUCCCAACAUAUCACGUAUAACAGUUGCUACACCUAUAUGUGAAGUAUGUCAGUCUUUUGGGUUUAAUUUUGUAUACAUUAAAAUUCUGAAUUUUAGAACUUUUAAGUGUAUUUAAAGCCGAUAUUUUCACAACAUCUAAGGAGUAUCAUGUGGUGAUAUCAACUUUGGUUUCUCAAAUGAAAACAUUUAUUAAAAAUUCCAUAAAUAGAGAGAGUAUUGCUUUAAAUAAAUUUUGGUGUCAAAUGUUUGAUUUCUGUCAACCUUUUAUACUACUUUUAAAUUUAAGUAGGAGAGUAGUGGAGUAUAAUUUGUAUGGCGGUACAGCACAUGACUUUUUAUAUAUAUAGGUUCUCAUUUGAAUGCAAAAUUUAACCAAAAAAAAAGGGUCGAGCUUGCUUAGUGAAUCAUCUUGUAUAUAUUAUUUAUCACAAUAUCAAAAAUUGACCAUUGUAUAAUUGAAAGUUUAAUGAUGCCAAUACUAAAAAAAUAUAACAUUUAAAUUUGUUACCCACUUUAUACUUACAUAUUGAAUUAUUUUUAGACUUGUGUUUGUGCCAGAAUUUGUCAAAGUUUGGUUUUGGGUAAAAAAUCAAGCUUGAGAGAUUUAUCAAAUCUUUAUAUUCUAUCAACACAAAAAAUCGGAUGGAUGGCAUUAAAAGAAUUAUUGAAUGUUCCAGGUGACAAAUUUAUUAAGUUACUCCAACAUCAGUGUUAAAAAUACAUAUUUAUAAAUAUAUAUAUAUAUAUGUGUCAUGAAUCAUGAACUCUUAAUUUAGAACAUUUGUAUGCAUAAGUAAUUUUAAAACAAUGUAUUGAUUUAAUUAAAAAUUAGUAAAUUUUAUUUUAUAUUUAGUUAAAUAUUAUAAAUCAAUAAUAAUAUUAUUUGGGGACAAAUGAAGAAAUUAGGUUUUAAUGGUCAAAUUAAUUAAAUGAUACAGAAUAUAUGUAAAUCAUAGAGUAUUGUUCUAUGAUGUACCUUUAUAUAUGAAUUUCUCAUUCUUUGACAUAAAAUUAACAUUUAUGGUGUUUAAUAGGUAUCAUAAAAUUAAAUAAUAAACCAUAAAACAAUUAGAAUUCAUAUUUAACAGAGAAUAUAUAAUAUAAUAUAUUUAAGAUUUACAGGAUCCAAUUUAAAAAUUGAUUCCAUAAUCAAAUUAUUGAUAAAUAAUACAAAUUUAGGUAACCAAUAAAUUCAAAUUAUAAAGAAUGCAGUUAUUAUAUUGGUAC
Molecule: messenger RNA, 4426 nt
Organism: Cinara cedri
Lineage: Eukaryota; Metazoa; Arthropoda; Insecta; Hemiptera; Aphididae
Source: the annotation of a GenBank genome assembly